This is a messenger RNA of Vigna unguiculata (cowpea), 1100 nucleotides long. RefSeq names its product antitermination NusB domain-containing protein. Gene Ontology annotation, molecular function: RNA binding. NCBI's taxonomy places the organism in Eukaryota, Viridiplantae, Streptophyta, Magnoliopsida, Fabales, Fabaceae. Gene Ontology annotation, biological process: DNA-templated transcription termination; regulation of DNA-templated transcription. The record is from RefSeq and is a predicted model, not a curated record. Gene Ontology annotation, cellular component: chloroplast.
UUUGCAUUUUAUCUUGUUGAGCAAUGGAGGGAGUGUUGCUUCCUGUGUGUCCUUCACCUUCUUCCUCUGCAACUCUUAAACCCAAAAUCUCCGUUCCCCAACGCUCUUCUUUUCCUUCGUCACUACCAACGCACUGUUCCUUCCCUCAAAACGCAGCGUUUUCCCUUCGUAACACUCUCCGGAGUUCCUCCUCCGCACUCGCCCAACACGAAGCUCCGGUUCUGGGAAAACCCGACAACAACUCCCUACCUGCUCUGCCCAAAAUCGACAAGACUGGGCGCUUCUGCAGCCCCAGAGCCGCCAGAGAACUCGCACUCUCCAUAAUUUAUGCCGCGUGUUUGGAGGGGAUGGACCCGGUUCGGCUUUUCGAGAAACGGAUGAAUGCGCGGCGAGAGGCCGGAUAUGAAUUUGACAAGAAAAAGUUGUUGGAGUAUAAUCAUAUGAGUUUUGGAGGGCCACCUGUUACUGUUGAAUCGGAUGAAGAAGCAAAUGAGCUUCUGCGGCACAUUGAAGAAGAGUCUGCCAUUGAGGCUGAAGUCCUUACAGCUCCACCAAGGCUGGUAUAUAACAACCUGAUUUUGAGAUUCACUAGGAAACUAUUGGUUGCAGUCAGGGAUACGUGGGACAAUCAUGUCCUGGUUAUUAACAAGAUCGUCCCUGAAAAUUGGAAGAACGAACCAGCAGGAAAAAUUUUAGAGCUUUGUAUUCUUCACUUGGCCAUGUCCGAAAUGGCAGUGCUAGAAACAAGACACCAAAUCGUCAUUAAUGAGGCUGUUGAUCUUGCUAAACGGUUUUGUGAUGGAGCAGCCCCUCGCAUUGUUAAUGGCUGUCUCCGUACAUUUUUCCGAGAACUGGAGCUUCAGGAAUCAAAUAACCGAGUUUAGUUGUCUUUGGCUUGUGGAAAAGGUUUACGUGCAUUUCAGGAAUAUCAAGUUUCGUAGCUUGCAUAUAGAACGCUACCCCAAGUCUGAAACAUUGAAAUAGUUAUAGUGUAUAUGCUAUUUUUAUUUACGUUAGCACGUGAGAUUUGUAAUAAAUUUUUGACUAAAAUGUUAUUCUUGUUACUUAAUAGUUUUGCUUUGCUGUAUUACGUGUUCAAA